Messenger RNA from Elaeis guineensis (African oil palm), 1080 nucleotides. The record is from RefSeq and is a predicted model, not a curated record. NCBI's taxonomy places the organism in Eukaryota, Viridiplantae, Streptophyta, Magnoliopsida, Arecales, Arecaceae.
AUGAACUUCCGCUUCAUCGUUGCCGACAUCCUCCAGAAGCUCAUCAUCCUCGCCUCCCUCAUCGCUUGGGCCUGCCUCUCCUCCCACGGCUCUCUCGACUGGGCCAUCAUCGUCUUCUCCCUUGCCACCUUCCCCAACACCCUCAACAUGGGCAUCCCCCUCCUCAUCACCACGUACGGCACUUUCUCCGACUCCCUGAUGGUCCAAAUCGUUCUUCAGUGUAUCAUCUGGUACACCCUUUUCCUCUUUCUCUUCGAGUUUUGCGUCACCUGCCUCCUCAUCGCCGAUCAGUUCCUCGACACCGCCGCCUCCAUCGUCUCCUUUCGCAUCGACUCCGAUAUCAUCUCCCUCGACGGUGGCCGCGAUCUCCUCCAGACUGAUGCUGAGGUCGGCGGCGACGGCAAGAUCCACUUCUUCGCCAAAGCCCAGGAACUGGAGUUCGCCGCCUUCUUUAGGAAAGCCCAUUUCCUCGCCGGUGCGACCUCCGCUGCCACCAUCCUCUCCUCAAUCGCCGUCGCCGCUGCCCCACCGCCUCCCAAAGCAUUCUCCACCUUCGCCAUGGACGACUCCAAUGCCGCCGCCCCCACGACCCUCCGCACCCACCUCUGCAUCAUAGGCAGCGGCCCCGCCACCCACACGGUGGCGAUCUAUGCCGCGCAAGCCGAGCUCAAGCCCAUCAUGUUUGAGGGUUGGAUGGUCAACGACAUCGCCGCCGGUGGCCAGCUCACCACCACCACCGAUGUCGAGAACUUCUCCGAAUUUUCAGAGGGCAUCCUCGGCGUCAAGCUCAUGGACCGUUAUCGUGCCCAGUUGCUCUGCUUUGGCACCCACAUCCUCUCCGAGACCAUCACCGCCGUCGAUCUCACCGUACGUCCCUUCCAUGUCCUCUCCUCCUCUACCAUCAUCGUGGCGGACGCCCUGAUCGUCUCCACAGGCACCGUCGCUUGCCGCCUCCACUUCUUCGGGGCCGACGACUUCUGGAACCGCGGCAUUUCUGCCUGCGCCGUCUGUGAUGGCGUCACAACUCCCUCGCCGGCAGCACCCGCCACAAGUUCUCCCCUCCAGCCUCCUCCUUUGUAA